Messenger RNA from Fusarium keratoplasticum, 1140 nucleotides. RefSeq lists its product as uncharacterized. Lineage: Eukaryota; Fungi; Ascomycota; Sordariomycetes; Hypocreales; Nectriaceae. The record is from RefSeq and is a predicted model, not a curated record. The transcript is spliced from 5 exons. The coding region runs from base 1 to 1140 and encodes 379 amino acids.
AUGCCGGAAAAGGGCACCCUAAUCCCACCAUGGUACCAAUACGAUCAGCCAAGCUGCGAAGACCUGGCCAUUGUCAGCGUCGUAUGGGGCAUGACUCUCGCCCUGACUGCCUUUGGUCUUAUUCGAGUCAUUACUCAAACAUAUCACCAAUGGAAGCGCGCUCGAAGAGUUACUACGUACAUGGUCCUCAUCUGGUUGGAGUUGAUUGCGAGCGCCAUCAUCGGAGGACUUGCCUGGGGUUAUGUUCAUGGGAAUAUUGCUCCUGGUUUUGAAAUCUACUUUGCAUUUCUCUUUCUCUGGGUCUUUCAGAUUCACUGCAUCAUGCAAAUCAUUAUCAACCGGAUCGCUCUCCUUGCCGUCUCGCAGACUACCGUUCGUCGAAUAAAAUGGGGAACAUUUGCUAUACUCGUCGUCAUAAACAUCUCGGUCUUCUGUAUCUGGAUCCCCGCUCGCCUGCAGAUCAACAAGACUUAUAUCCACAUCAACGACAUCUGGGACCGAGUUGAGAAGGGCAUAUUCGCAGUUAUUGAUCUGGCAUUGAACCUUUACUUUGUCCAUCUUGUGCGCUCCUCACUUAUCUCUUACGGGCUCACCAAGUACGUGGCGCUGUAUCGCUUCAACCUGGUUAUGGUUGUCAUUUCUAUCUCAAUGGAUAUCCUCAUCAUUGCGAGCAUGUCGUUUGACAAUACCUUCCUAUACGUUGAAUUCCAUCCUCUCGCAUAUCUGGUCAAACUUCACAUCGAACUCUCCAUGGCUGAACUCAUCGCCAAGAUUGUCAAGGCCUCAGGCCCUGACCUAUCCUGCCACUGCACCUGUCAUAGCCAUGCGAAUCGCAUCUUCCUCAACGAAAUCCAUCCCAGGCAUACCGCUCCCUCUCGGCCGAACACAAUUGCACCAACUACCGGAAGAUUCCGCCGCUCCUGGCCGGUCUGGCCGAGAGAUGGCCGAGUUCGCGCAGGCCGAGUACAGACUCCGUCAGAGCAAGAGGCACCUCCCCGGAAACGACCUAGAACCGCAGACAACGAGCCGCGAAACGUGACCUGGACUCCUGAAGCUCAUAAAGCUUCAGAUUGGGGAUUGUCCAGCUUGCAGAGUUCCAUGGGGCAGUCGAGCAGAAGUACACACGACCACAACGACUGA